Molecule: messenger RNA, 906 nt
Organism: Pygoscelis adeliae (Adelie penguin)
Lineage: Eukaryota; Metazoa; Chordata; Aves; Sphenisciformes; Spheniscidae
Product: zinc finger protein ubi-d4-like
Exons: 7
Biological process (GO): nervous system development
Cellular component (GO): nBAF complex
Source: RefSeq, a predicted model, not a curated record
AUGCCGGGCAGCAGCUUCCCCACGUUUCGAAAUAACGCCACGGAACCAGCAGAGAGAAAAAGGCAAUUUGGGACCUUUCUCGUCGCUCCUAACUCCUGCUGUGACACCGUUCCCCCCUUCCGAAAUCACUGCUGUCACGCCAAGUGCGGCGAGACGACCCCCAUUUCUCCGUCACAGCUCCGGCUGACCGGGCUCCACACCGAUCAGACCCUGAAGAAGGAAGGGCUGAUCUCUCAGGACGGCAGCAGCCUGGAAGCCCUGUUGAGGACCGACCCGUUGGAGAAACGUGCCCUCCCGGACCCCCGCAUCGACGACGACAGCCUGGGCGAGUUCCCCGUCACCAACAGCCGUGCGCGGAAGCGGAUUCUUGAGCCGGAUGACUUCCUGGACGAUUUGGACGACGAAGACUACGAAGAAGAUACGCCCAAGCGGAGAGGGAAGGGGAAAGCCAAGGUGAGGGCAGCCGGGUGGGUCUGGCUGGGUCCCGGCGUUGUUUUGCUCAGACUUUUCCCAUUUCUAUCCGUAGUCUGCGGGAAGCGAUACAAGAAUCGGCCGGGAUUGAGCUACCACUACGCUCACUCCCACCUGGCCGAGGAAGAAGGCGACGACAAGGACGAUUCGCAGCCCCCCACUCCCGUCUCGCAGCGAUCGGAGGAGCAGAAAUCCAAGAAAGGACCCGACGGCUUAGCUUUGCCCAACAACUACUGCGAUUUCUGCCUGGGAGACUCCAAAAUCAACAAGAAGACGGGGCAACCGGAGGAGUUGGUCUCGUGCUCGGACUGCGGGCGAUCAGGGCACCCCUCCUGCCUGCAGUUCACCCCGGUGAUGAUGGCGGCCGUCAAGACGUACCGCUGGCAAUGCAUCGAGUGCAAGUGCUGCAAUAUCUGCGGCACCUCCGAGAACGAC